ACGCGAGCGUUGGCGCGCUACGCCCGAACAGUUUUAACGGUUUAUAAACUACUAAAUCGAUACAGAACUGCUUUCGAGUGAAAGUGCCAGGAUGUUGUGAUCCACGUGCAGUGUUAAGUGUACAAUCGAUUAGAAUAGUGCGAUAACCAAAAUCGAUUAGCAAGUUAACACAGUGAUCGAGCAUCGAGACAUCGGAUGACGCGACGAUCCCAACAAAUAUCAAGCAUUAGUGUUGUGAACGUGCAUUUAUAUGUGUGUGUAAAGUGAUGCAGUGCAGUGUAACACAUUUACAAAUGAAGCGACGUAAACCGCUGUUUUUGACACGGUACAGUGAAUAGACAGCCAUGUUUCUGACAAGCGUCUGGGUGUUCUUAUCAGGAUGUUUUGUUAUAGUAUCAUCACAAGGCCCACCGGGCUUCAACCUGCCCGCCAUCAUGCAUGUCGACAGGAACUGGUACGUGACGCCAACGGAUCCUAUCGGCUACUUCGUGACCAGGGUGUACCGUGAAGGCAGUGGUGGUGGCACUGUGACCUAUGGCUUGGAGACUACAGGACCACCGGCGCCGUUCAAGAUAGACCCCCAUUCGGGCGUAGUGACCGUGAAUGAUACUCUUGUUGAUAAGGAGAACCGAUCCUACUCGCUCUGGGUGACAGCAUACGACGGCUCCAUACCACAGAAGACAGAAGUCUACGCCACAGUCUCCGACAAAUCGGGGCAACGCCCCAAGUUACCCCACCCACCAACACUACCCUUCCCCGCCUACCACAACAUACCUUUACAACCAAAGUUCACGAGGACAACUCAAAGCACAACCAAAGCAACCAACAUUUAUGUAACAGUACCUGAAACAACCACUACACUCACUACUCUAAGUCCCCCGAAUCCUCCUGAUGAUACCCCGGGAGGAGAAAGUAUAGUACAUUAUGAUGUUGGUACUACUAGCACAGAAGCUCCUAAUAAGAAUCCUACGACUAAUGAAAUGCCUCUAACUGUGAUUCCCCUGGUUGCUAUCGGGGGACUUGUGGUCAUAGUUGCAGUUGUGAUCCUGUUUGUAUGCAAGAAGAAUAAUGCUACGAAGAAGGAUAGCAAGAAAGACGAUAUGAGUAAAGACUCAAGUGGAAUAGUCCUACAAGACGCGUCACUCAAUAUGUGGGACCAUCCGCGAGCGUACUCAAACCGAUACGAAUCUUGGGAUAAUAGUCAUUUGCAGUUAUCAGAAGAGACAUCAAUAUCUAAAGAAGAUCAGCCGCCUGACAAGUGGGAGUUCCCGCGACAUAAGCUGAGAAUCUUCAACAUCGUUGGAGAAGGCGCUUUCGGUCAAGUGUGGAGAGCACAGGCCUUGGAUAUUGCUGGCAAAAAAGGCGAACAAACAGUAGCUGUGAAAACUCUCAAAGAAAAUGCUUCAGAAAAAGAAAAAAUAGAUCUACUACAAGAACUCUUAGUUAUGAAGAAUUUGGGAACCCAUCCUAAUGUUGUGCAGUUGAUUGGCUGUUGUACAGAAAAGGAACCAACCCUAGUUAUAAUGGAGUUCGUGAGCCUGGGCAAGCUGCAGCAGUUUCUCCGGGACUCUCGAGCUGAGCGUCAUUACGGGAACACGCAUGGGAGCCAGUUCUUGACGUCACAAGACCUUACGAAGUUCGCCUUCCAAGUAGCUAGGGGCAUGGACUUCCUUAGUUUACAAGGAAUUAUCCACCGAGACUUAGCAGCGAGAAACGUACUGAUCACAGAAGACAGGGUGUGUAAAGUCGCCGACUUCGGCUUCGCUAGAGAUGUGGCCGACACUCACGUAUAUGAAAGAAAGAGCGAUGGGAGAUUGCCUAUCAGAUGGAUGGCACCAGAAUCUCUGUACGACAAUAUAUUUAGCGUUAAGUCCGACAUAUGGAGCUUCGGCAUCCUGCUGUGGGAGAUCGUAACUCUCGGCUCCACUCCUUACCCAGGGUUAUCAGCUAAUGACGUCAUGAAGAAGGUAAUCGAAGGCUACCGUCUCGAGAAACCCGAACACUGUCAUCGGGAACUCUACAACAUAAUGUACUACUGCUGGGAGGCCGAACCGAAAGACCGACCAGACUUUGCAGACAUAGUGGCGAGACUGGAACCGCUUAUCAACAAAGACAUGGACUAUAUACAACUGGAAAGGUUCCCAGAUCAUUCUUAUUAUAAUCUACAGCACUUGGAUGGGGAAAAACUAUGAUAUUUUUUGAGGAUUGCAUUCUAUUUUUAAGUCUUAAAAUUGUUUUUUUUUUUGGUUAGACCGUUGUAAAAAUUUAUGAAUUGAUUUUUGAUAGCUGUUGCCCAUUAAGUAUUGUAUAACAAAAUUAAGGGCAGUUCCACAGGCAAAUUCUUAACACUAUUUGCUGAUAAUAUGAAAAUAUUUUAAAAAGCCUGCAUCACUUUAUAAUAUUCUCUAAAAGCAAACGUAUCUAAUGGCCGUGUAUGAUAUUUUUUAGCAGCUAGAAAAUUCUUGAUAGACACUAAUGUAAAUCAAAUUAUUUAUUUUUAAUUGUAAACGAACAAAGAAAUAAGUGCGACAUGAAAUGUACAUUAAAACACAAUGAUAUUGUUUUAAUUAUUUGUAUUAUAUUGUGCAUUAUUUAGACUAAUUAUUAAUACAAUUAUUUAUAAAUACAUUGUUUUAAAAGUAUGGGUUAUAAUGUAAAUAUCUUUUGAAUAUUACUCACGCUUAAAAAUUUCAAAUGUGUUUUACAGCAAACUUGGGUACUUAAUUGCAAAAGUUGGCGUAACAUUUCGAAAAUUCAACUCAUUUAUUUAAUUUAAAAAUAAUAGGCACAUACUCAUUACAAAUGAGUUAUGCAAAUGAAAAACGAAAGAUGCAAAAUUUUCGAAAAAUCUGAGAUUAAAAAUACUUUUUAAUGAUUGCAAUAAUAAAUGUAAGUUAUUUUAGUUCUUUUUUUUCACAUAGACUAGUCUUUAGAAUAUCAUAAUGAUUGUAAUUGUAACUUAAGAAUAAUGGUCCUAUAUUAAAUGUACAGUAAACUUAAAAUAAGUAAACAUACGAUUUGUAUAAUAAAUGUUUUGUUGUAA
Helicoverpa zea (corn earworm) is the source of this 3043-nucleotide messenger RNA. It is a transcript of the gene Cad96Ca, whose product is annotated as tyrosine kinase receptor Cad96Ca. The record is from RefSeq and is a predicted model, not a curated record. Gene Ontology annotation, molecular function: transmembrane receptor protein tyrosine kinase activity; calcium ion binding; ATP binding. Gene Ontology annotation, cellular component: signaling receptor complex; membrane. Bases 345 to 2192 code for a protein of 615 amino acids. Gene Ontology annotation, biological process: protein phosphorylation; cell surface receptor protein tyrosine kinase signaling pathway; multicellular organism development. The transcript is spliced from 11 exons. Lineage: Eukaryota; Metazoa; Arthropoda; Insecta; Lepidoptera; Noctuidae.